AUGGGACCGGAUACGCCUCUACCUCUUCCAGCCGAAUUCACAAACACCGACGAAUACGUCGAGUCACUGCUCGAAUUUGCAACUUCCUCAUGGCUGCUCCAGACAUUAUGCGGCGGUGUCCACAUUUUGGACUUUUAUACAAGGUCACCUGACCUUUACUCGCACAUCUUGCCCCAAACAUGGAGGGAUUGGUUCAAGACACGCGACAUCAUGGAUAUUUUGGAUUUGCUCAUGAGAGAGGACCUUGGCCAGUUUGAUGUGAAGCAACCAGGUGUCUCUGAAAAUUGGCGAGAUGGGUCACCACCGCCACGGGAGCUGCUAGAUUACAUUAAGACGGUUCGGAAGCACUUGCUGGCACGCGACUUUCCUCCGCCCAACUCAAACAUCACAGCUGGGAAGCCUGCGAUACCACGCCAUAUUGCCAUGGGCAUGAAAGUCAAGAAGGUGCACGAGGUCGAUAACUUUGCACGCUACAUUGAGAGACUGACUGCUGAGAUUGAGGCCUCUAAGAAGAAGCCCAUCACGCACCUCGUGGAUUUUGGUUCUGGUCAGAAUUACCUUGGACGUGCUCUUGCUGCAGCGCCCUAUUCCAAACACAUUGUCGCAGUGGAGAGUAAGCAACACAACAUUGAGGGUGCCAAGAACAUGGACAUGUUGGCAAAGCUGGUGCCCAAACCUAUCGUUAUGAGGAACAAGAAGGAGUACAGGGCCAAAAUAGGCAAAGUCAAGAAAGGCAAGGAGAAUGGGGUCAAUACCUCUACUGCGUCGUCCAGCGCAGAUGCUCUGGCACAGGGAGAAGAUGCACAAGCAGACUCACAAACAAAUGAAAUCACAUCAAGCCCGCCUACCGAACAUGAACCAAUAUACAACGAGGGUCACGGUAGUGUCCAAUAUGUCGAGCACAUCAUCAAAGACGGCGACCUCACGCCAGUCAUCGACCAGGUUCUGGAUACCACUCGUGUACCCGAGGAAGCUGUUACACAAGACAGUGCUGUGGUUGCUGAAGCUACAAACUUGGAUGCGGUGCCUAAACCUACUGAUGUGAACGCCAUGGUAAUUUCACUUCAUUCAUGCGGCAACCUAGUACAUUAUGGGCUGCGUUCCAUGAUGCUCAACGCUCACAUCUCAGCCGUAGCCAUGGUGGGCUGUUGCUACAACUUGCUUACUGAACGUCUUGGUCCGCCAACGUACAAGCUGCCUACACUGCGUGCAAACCAUCCGCGCCUGGAGUCCACAUCCAGUGCUUUCGACCCCAACGGCUUUCCAAUGUCAGAAAAGCUCGCAAAUUACCCACUUCCAUAUGCCCCUCUUGAUUCGCGCAGUGGCGAGACAGCUGAACAACCUAAAGGGGUUCGACUCAACAUCACUGCCCGCAUGAUGGCCGUACAAGCACCGUUCAACUGGGGUCCUGUCGACUCAGACCUGUUUUUCACGCGUCACUUCUUUCGAGCACUGCUUCAGCGCAUCUUUCUUGAUCGUGGCGUAGUCUCGGCGCCCUUACACGAUCAAGGUCUCACUGGCAGUGCUGUGUCAGCAAACGGUCACACGUCGCAAGUAAACUGGACACCACCCAAUGGCCGUGGCCCUGGUCUCUCUUCAGACGGCACUACUACGCCUCUCACAAUUGGAACACUGCGCAAGUUCGCCUACAGCGAUUUCGUCUCAUACGUUCGCGCCGCAAUAGCAAAACUUACGGCUGAUAACUCCUUUUGUGAGAUCGAUCCCAAUUUCAUCAAGGAAAAGAUGGACGGUUUGACAGAUGACGAUAUUCGGGACUAUGAGGUCAGGUAUGCGGAGAGGAAGAAGGAGCUGAGUGUCAUGUGGAGUCUUAUGGCCUUCAGCGCAGGUGUGGUCGAAGCCGUCGUGGUAACGGAUCGGUAUCUAUGGCUAAAAGAGCAGGAAGAGGUUGAGCACGCAUGGGUCGAGCCCGUCUUUGAAUAUAAGCAUAGUCCACGCAACUUGGUGGUGGUAGGCCUCAAGAAAUAA
Bipolaris victoriae FI3 is the source of this 1986-nucleotide messenger RNA. RefSeq lists its product as hypothetical. The coding region runs from base 1 to 1986 and encodes 661 amino acids. The record is from RefSeq and is a predicted model, not a curated record. NCBI's taxonomy places the organism in Eukaryota, Fungi, Ascomycota, Dothideomycetes, Pleosporales, Pleosporaceae. The transcript is spliced from 2 exons.